CUGCGCACCAACGGGCGAGCCGGCCAGCGGACGGGCGGGCGGACUAGCAGGAUGGCGGCGGCCCCGGCUCCGGCUGCCCCAGCCCCCGGGUCGGGGCGGCGGGCUCCAGGCGCGACGUCCGGGGGUUCGUCUGCCCUGCGCGCCCUGGCUCCCGCCUCGCUGCUGCUGCUGCCCGCCGAGGCCGAGACCCGGCAGCGCCUCCUGCGCACAGCCAAGAAGGAGGUGAAGCAAAUAAUGGAGGAAGCGGUCACAAGGAAAUUUGUGCACGAGGACAGCAGUCAUAUCAUUUCUUUUUGCGCCGCUGUCGAAGCCUGUGUCCUUCACGGGCUCAAGCGCCGGGCAGCGGGUUUUCUGCGGAGCAAUAAAAUCGCCGCCCUGUUCAUGAAGGUGGGGAAGAGUUUCCCACCCGCUGAGGAGCUCUCCCGGAAAGUGCAAGAUCUGGAGCAGCUUGUUGAGAGCGCGCGAAACCAGGGGCCUGGCAUGCAGGAGGGCGCUCGCAAAGCUCAGAAGCCGCCUGGCCUGUCCCCACAAGCCGUCAAACACCUCUGGAUCCGGACAGCACUUUUUGAGAAGGUCCUGGACAAAAUUGUGCACUACUUGGUGGAAAACAGCAGCAAAUACUACGAGAAGGAGGCUUUACUCGUAGAUCCUGUCGAUGGACCAAUCCUGGCUUCUUUGCUGGUGGGCCCUUGCGCCCUGGAGUACACCAAGAUGAAGACGGCUGAUCACUUCUGGACUGACCCCUCAGCAGACGAGCUGGUCCAGCGACAUCGGAUCCACAGCUCCCACUGCCGGCAAGACUCACCCACCAAGCGCCCUGCGCUCUGCAUCCAGAAAAGGCACUCCAGCGGCAGCAUGGAUGACCGACCCUCCCUCUCAGCCAGAGAUUACGUGGAGUCACUGCACCAGAACUCCAGGGCUACGCUCUUGUACGGCAAAAACAACGUCCUGGUGCAGCCGCGAGAUGACAUGGAAGCCAUCCCGGGCUAUUUAUCUCUUCAUCAGACCGCGGAUGUCAUGACGCUGAAGUGGACCCCAAAUCAGCUGAUGAACGGCUCUGUGGGCGACCUGGACUAUGAGAGAAGUGUUUACUGGGACUAUGCCAUGACCAUUCGCCUGGAAGAGAUUGUCUACCUUCACUGCCAUCAGCAGGUAGACAGUGGGGGGACCGUUGUCCUGGUGAGCCAAGAUGGCAUCCAGCGCCCUCCCCUGAGGUUCCCGAAGGGGGGGCAUCUCCUCCAGUUCCUCUCCUGCCUAGAAAAUGGCCUGCUGCCCCACGGCCAGCUGGAUCCACCUCUCUGGUCGCAGAGGGGGAAGGGGAAAGUGUUUCCAAGACUGAAAAAACGCAACCUCCAGGGCCCCUCUGAGUCUUCAGAGAGAGAAGAGGAGGAGGCAACAGAUUACGUGUUCCGGAUCCUCUAUCCAGGCAUGCCGUCCGACUUCGCUGCCCAGGAUCUGAUGGACACCCCGGGGAAUGCCCUGCCUUCCAUGUGGCAGCCAAGCACCCGCAAGUCCUCCUGCUCCUCUUGCACCCAGGGUGGGUCCAUGGAGAGCGGCCUGUCCAAUGGCUGCAACCACGAAAGAGCCCCACUGAAGCUGCUGUGUGACAACAUGAAGUACCAAAUCGUCUCUCGAGCAUUUUAUGGCUGGCUCGCCUACUGCCGACACCUUUCUACCGUCCGGACACACCUCUCGGCGCUGGUGAACCAUGACAUCGUGUCUCCCGACGUGCCCUGCAAUGCCAGCUUGGGGCUGACAGCGGAGAUCUGGGAGAAAUUUCUCCAGGACAGCACGAGCUACGAGGAGAAGGAACUUCUACGGUUGGUCUACUUCGGAGGAGUCCAGCAUGAGAUUCGGAGAUCCGUCUGGCCUUUCCUCCUGGGCCACUAUCGGUUUGGGAUGCCGGAAGCAGAGAGGAAAGAGGUGGACCUCCAGACUCGGGCCUACUAUGAGCAAACCAUGGCUGAAUGGCUGGGCUGCGAGGCCAUCGUCCGGCAGCGGGAGAAGGAGUCGCACGCAGCAGCCCUGGCCAAGUGCUCCUCGGGGGCCAGCCUGGACUCUCACGGGGAGUCCCCGAGGCACCGCAGUUCCACCAUCAGCAACGGGUCCUCUCAGAGCUUCAGUUCUGGCCCGCAGAACCUCAGCCGGCUGCAGAGUGACUCCAGCAGCAGCACCCAGGUAUUCGAAUCUGUGGACGAGUCGGAGCACACGGAAGCAGAUGUCAAGCUGGAUGCCGGCCAACGAGUGACCCUUUCCAACGGAGGGGUCCCUGAGGCUGGGUCCUCCUCCCCCGACUCCGGCCAUCCUUCCUCCCAGAAUUUCUCAGUCACCUCGGCCUAUUCGGAGCGGAGCUUCAGUGCCGAGGAUGGCGGGCUGGAGGGGGCGAAAGGGGGGGCAGCCCAGACAAGUGGGGAAGGUGGCCCCCCUGCCGUGGAGAGCACCCUCCUGGAGGGCAAGGGGGCAGGGGAGGGCCUGCAGGGCCGUCUCGAGGGGGACUUCUCUGCUUCCCGGAACUUGGACGCAUUCAUCCGGAUGGGUGAGGCACUGCCGGGGAAGGAGGGGGGCUCCCUCCCCAUGGCUGACCGCUGGGUCAACCACAGCGCAGAGCAGCCAAGCUCAAUGGGCAGCGAAGACGACCUCUCAGAAGAGCCUGAGAUGGAAAGCCUCUACCCGCCACUGGAUUCCCACUCGCUGGCCAUCACCGACCUCACCUUGAGCGAAGUUUCCCCCGUCUCCUCGUCUGGGGUUACUUACUCUCCAGAGCUGCUGGACCUGUACACCGUCAACCUGCACCGUAUCGAGAAGGACGUGCAGAGGUGCGACCGGAACUACUGGUACUUCUCCCAGGCCAACCUGGAGAAGCUGCGGAACGUGAUGUGCAGUUACAUCUGGCACCAUAUCGAUGUGGGCUAUGUCCAGGGGAUGUGCGACUUGCUGGCUCCGCUGCUUGUCAUCCUGGAUGAGGAGGCCUUGGCCUUCAGCUGCUUCACGGAGCUCAUGAAGAGGAUGAGUCAGAAUUUCCCCCACGGAGGAGCCAUGGACACCCACUUCGCCAACAUGCGGUCCCUCAUCCAGAUUUUGGACUCGGAGCUCUUUGAGCUGAUGCACCAAAACGGGGAUUACACCCACUUCUACUUCUGCUAUCGCUGGUUCCUCUUGGACUUCAAGCGAGAGCUGGCAUACGAGGACGUCUUCGCGGUCUGGGAGACGAUCUGGGCCGCAGCGCAGGUCUCCUCCUCCUGCUACGUCCUCUUCGUUGCGCUCGCCUUGGUGGAGGUGUAUCGGGACAUCAUCCUGGAGAACAACAUGGACUUCACGGACAUCAUCAAGUUCUUCAACGAAAUGGCUGAGCGGCACCACACCAAGCAGAUCCUGCAGCUGGCACGGGAACUCGUGUCCAAAGUCCAGACGCUCAUUGAGAACAAGUGAUUCGGGAGGCCCUGCCCUGCCCUGCCCUGUCCUCCGAGGAGGAAGACCACCUUCACUCACUGGCACAUGGAGGCUGAAGGGGGGGCCGCGGGGAUAGGAUGCCCUGGGUCCUGGAAGAGUCUUCCUCAGGGUCCCCCUGCCCUCCGGAAAGGCAGCAGACCGCCUGGCCUCACCCAUCUGCCUGGGAGCCAAUCCUGGCACUUAACCAAAGAACUUGGCCCUUCUGUCCCUCCGUGGCCAGGUGGGGAGGGCUUUGACCUGGUGCAAACCUUCUUUCGGAGGAGGGGACGGGGGCUUUGGAAUGGUGACAGGAACUGACUGGUCCUUGUCUUCCUCCCCUUUCAGAUCUCCCUACUGCGCGCGUGGGUUGGGGCCACUUUUUGCCAAGCAAAGGACUUCCCCCCCCGCCGAUCCUGCCCCACCCCAGCGGAGAAUGCCCGGUUGACUGCGGGCUCUUGCAGCGCUCGGGGGAGACCUUGGGCCAAGGCAGCCCUUUGGGGCGGGGGGACUUCUCCGCCUUUGGGACUGGGCCGCUGUCUGGGGCUGUCUCGGCCUGAGAGCUUCUCUCAGAGUCUGCUGCUUCCCUGCACCUUUUAGGGGGGGCGUGUGCCAAACUCCUGCUACCGUACGGACCAAUGGGCUUGCUCUGCUUGUGGACUUGGCUCCUCCGGUGCUGCUCUGGCAGAUUCCCGGGCCUUUUCCUUCCGCAGGAAGGCUGCUUGGGGACUGGGGGCCUCUCGGGGUCUCCUGCUCUUAGCCGAGACCUUCUGCCCUGGUCCCCUCCCCGUCUUUCUGAGGAAGAGCGCGCGAGAACCAUUUCUCCAGCCAGAGGAACUUCAUCUUCUCUGUCUGUGGUGGCCGUGGGGCCGCGUCCAUCAGAAUCCGCCCCAAUUCCGCUUCAACGUCACUUUCUGAGCAGAGUCCAGCCUCUCUGUUGCCCUUUGAAGCCCUUGCUUAUUCCAUGGUGGGGAGAGCAGCCCCCUGGGUCCUGCCGGAGCCCUGCCUCGGCCUUGUCUUCCUGGCCGGCUCCAGAGUCGCCAGUUGGCUUCCUUUCGGUGGGGGGAGGGAUGAAUCGUGGAUGGCUUGUUUUUGUUUUAAACUCAGGUGUUUUUAAAGGGAGGCGUGAGAAGCUUUUGCUUUUGGGUUUUUUUUAAUUUUUAAUUUUUAUUAAUUUAAUUUGUCCCUGCCCAUCUCCUCCCAUUGGGGGACUCUGGGCUGUUUACAAUAAAAUAAUAAAACAACGAACAUACAGUAUAAAUAUGACAUAUAAAUAUAUCAUUACUCUUAAUAAAUAAAUAUAAAAAUAAGAGUGAAAAUAAGAAUGAAGUCCAAGUGGCAGAAGAAUCCGAUACAGCCCGUAUGUGGGAGGAGCGGUCUAAGAUACCAGCUAUCCCUGUGUGGAACUACUCCCCUCUCCGCCCCAAGCGAGGCGGCUGGAUCAGAAUCUGCCAGAAAAAGCAUCCAUUUGGGUUAAGCAAGGACCUUCAUUUUUGCUGUGAAAAGGCUUCCUGCAAGCCAGAAAAUGCUCAGCCAUAGCUAUUCCCCGACUCCCUCCCUCCCUUCCUUCCGAAGGACCACUCCCUUAACAGUGCUGCAGUUCUGCGUUGGCUUCUUAUCUCCCCACUCCAUUUUGGGGAGGGACAAAUAACGAAAAAAGGAACUCUCAAGAGCUGCUCCCCGUCUCUCUUGGCUUGUGUGUGUGUUUGUGUGCUUCUGGGUGCGUGUUUGGCAUUGUCUGUCAAACCUAGGCAGAACAUUCUGGCGUUGGCGACGUCCUGGCAAAAUGUUUGCUGGACUUCGAAGGGAGUGAGGGUAGGUCCACCUCUCGUUGCCAUUUCUGGAACUGCUGCAAACAUUUAACUGGCUUCCUUCUGCCAAUCCCAGGGAAUUUUAGUUCAGAGAAUGGAAGUGGCUCUUCCUGAUGACCUCCAAACUGAAUAGCCCAGGGAGGAAAUUACUCAUUAAGUUGCAGAAAUGUUCUCCCAGGUAAACGUCUUUGGGCUAAUGAUGGGGGCAGGAGGCAGCGUCUCUUGCCAAAUUAGCCUCCGUUUGGACUUCCAUAAACUUCCUCAGUAAAACACUUGAUGUUUCUUGUGGUCCUUAGAGCAGCGAGACCAUCUCAGUAGGAGGUGGAGGCGCAGCCUGGGCGAAAACACAAGAAAAUCCUGUCCAGGCUACACGGUCCAUUCUGGGUGACCUUUUGCCCUUUGAUUCUCCCCACCCCACUUGUACAGAAAAGGGAGCAUUUAGAAACCAAGAUUCCCAGAUCUGAAACCAGUUCAUCUUUUAAAAAACUUUCCCUGUGCCUUUUUUCUGGGAUAUGGGUGGGCAAACAGAUUUUAAAUAAUCAUUUGGAGACCCAAAAGAUACACGUGUGAAUGUGCAUGUGUGUAAAUGUGCAUUUUAAUUGUGCUGGGCUUGGGAUAUUGCUGUAGUGAUCCUUCUUUCUUAAAAGCACAAUCCUGAGUGAGCAAUCUGUUCCUGAAAGGUAAAUCUUGUCGCUCUCGAACAAGAGAAUUCAGCCGGGAGUGAGGUCCCUUUCGUAAAUGAGGCUGCUUGAGGAUGGUGCCCUCUGGCCAAUGGGGAUGAGGUUUUUUUAGGCUGGACGUGAUGCCAAAGUAGAGGCCAGCUGUGAAUCUUGGGUGCCUGCCCCCCUCAGUCGGUAAGGCGGCAGGUGAGCUGUUUAUAAAGGGCCCUCAGCACGGUUCCUGGUGUGGGAUUAGCACCGGGUUAUUUCCCAUGCUUCACUUGUGGGUGCCUGGGUGUGUUCACAGAAUGAGGUCAGUUGAGAAGCUCCUGGCCUUUGGAAUGACUCUUUUAUAGAACUACAGUCUCUCCCUAAUGGUUUCUUUCGUUUCAAAAGCCAGCUGAGGAGACGUGCCUGGUCCUCGCUGCCCACAUGGCCAGAGAGUGUACUGCGGCCCUUUGAGAGUGGGACCCGUGUGUGCGUGCAUUUAAGGGACACAGUUAUACAUGCAAGGGAGACCUUACUUGUAUGUGUUCAUUAAUUCUGCAUCCUGAAGUCUGUGUGCAUGGAGCCUUACGCAAACAGGCGUAUUUUUUGUCACUGUUUCAAAAUGUAUAUUGUAAACAUUUUAGCAGGAAAUUGUCUUGUAUAUAGCUUUAUAUUAAACAGAUGACUAGCUCAUGCCUAUAUACGUGUGUGCCUGUGUCAGCAGGGUGUACACGCCUAGGCAUACACACACGCAUAGAUGCAUGCAUAAAAAAGAUGCCUCUGAUUAAGCAGGGCACUGUGAGAGCUUUGCCUCUAAGACCUUUGGGUGAUCUUGGGGACAUCCCUCCCUCAUGUGUGUGUUGGGGGGGUGAGCGAAAUUGGUAUUUUCCUGGCUUGCUUCAGGGUCUGCAGAAGAAAGUGAUUUGAGGAAAGCUUCCCCAGCUUAUAACAUUACUGUUUGUUUUUAUACGAGGUGAUACACUACUCCCCGCAAAAUAUCCUGGAACAAUUUACAAGUUGUGCAGCAUCAGUGUCACCGGGAGGUGGUUUCCAUGUUCUGAGCAGCCUUUUGCCCCACGAUAAAUAACCACCUGUCAGGUCAGCCUGGCUGUUCAGGAGAGGGAGGCAGCCACUCCCUUUCCUUUGCUGGCCUGAAAGGGGCACAGAUUUAUUUAAUGUGCUCUUGUAUUUUUACUCCCGGGGAGAAGCGUGUGCUGGCUUCUUGUACCUCGGGCAUCCAAAUAAUUAGGCCUUGGGGGCUGCAUGCUUGACUUGCAGGGCAGGGAGAGGUGCUGCUCUCUCUCGGAUAGGGAUUGCCUUGGCUCAGCCUUGUGAUCCCUGACCCCUUUUUCUACAUUUGCCUUAAAAUAAAACUAAUCCAAUUUACAACCUGUAGGGUUGAUGGGCAGGACUGGAAAUUCCUAGGGGAAAAAAGCAGGGAGGCAAGACAGUGGUGGGCACCCGCACCUUUUUAACAGCGAGGCCGGUAAGUCUUGAGCAAGCAAUUUCAGUUUCAUCCUUGCUUGCUGUUGUAUCCUUGUAUUGAGCACACUUUUGGGUGAUGUGGAUUAGCCAGUUGGAGCAUCUGAAAACUGCUCUUUCAGCAACAUGGAUUUCUUGUGACUGUGGACCUGGGUGUGCAAAAACAACUUCCCACUAUGGGGGUUUAGAGAUCCAAGGUUUAAAGCGGACAAGGCUCGGAUCCUGGAUUUUCACCUCACAGAGAACUGCAUUAGCACACACACAGAUCUCCCCUGUAUUGGACCUGCCCCACUUCUUUCCGCGUGGGCAGAAAAGGCCACCCUGCGUAAUUGCUGUGUGUCCUUGGGAGGAAUGGGGGUGAGGAGCCUGUUUGCAUUCUGGAUCUUGCCCUGCUGACUAGCAUUGACUUCUUUGGCAGGGGGUUUCUAAAGAUUAAAUCAGGGGUUAUGUCCUGAAAUUGUGGGGCAGGGGGCUCAAUUGCAGCUGGACCCCCCCAUUCUGGAAGUUGAUAUGCAGGUUGGGGGGGCUUUUGACUUCUCCAGCACCCAGAGCACCCAGCAAUGCCAGGAAAUUUUCUGGAAGCAAGAGGAAGAGCUGUGAAUGUGUAGUGACUGCUGCCCAACACAAAGUGGCUGCUACUUGUGUGUGUAUGGUGUGCGUGUGGGCUUAUUUCAUCUAGAAGUGCCUCCUGGCAUCAUAGCUUUUAUGGUUCAUGUUUGUCGGUUUAAAAAAAAUGCUGCUGAAGAUUUUUUUAAAAACUUGUUUAAAUUUUGCCCUUGUUCCUUGGUUGUCCUUAACUGAAUCAUGCUUUGAAAUUUUGUUAAUGCUGACUGUGAUUUGUGUCUGUGGGGCCAGAAAGAAAAAAAAAAGGGGAAAGUUAUAUAUUCUUUAUGGUUCUAUGUAUUUUCAAAUCAAUAGUAAAAAACAAAAAGCAAAGAA
Candoia aspera is the source of this 8305-nucleotide messenger RNA. RefSeq names its product small G protein signaling modulator 1 (gene SGSM1). The record is from RefSeq and is a predicted model, not a curated record. The transcript has 24 exons. NCBI's taxonomy places the organism in Eukaryota, Metazoa, Chordata, Lepidosauria, Squamata, Candoiidae. Gene Ontology annotation, molecular function: GTPase activator activity. The coding region runs from base 52 to 3429 and encodes 1125 amino acids. Gene Ontology annotation, biological process: activation of GTPase activity.